CGCUGCUCGCUCGGCUCCCCGAUGGCCGCGGGCUGCAGGGACGGGGCUGGGCAGGAGAAGUACCGGCUGGUGGUGUGGGCGGCGGCGGCGGCGUGGGCAAGUCGGCGCUCACCAUCCAGUUCAUCCAGUCAUACUUUGUCACGGAUUAUGAUCCAACAAUUGAAGACUCCUACACCAAACAGUGUGUGAUAGAUGAGAAAGCAGCACGUUUGGACAUUCUGGAUACAGCAGGACAAGAAGAAUUUGGAGCUAUGCGAGAACAGUAUAUGAGGACUGGGGAGGGCUUUCUCCUUGUCUUCUCAGUCACUGAUAGAGGAAGUUUUGAAGAAAUCUACAAGUUUCAAAGGCAGAUACUUAGAGUGAAAGACCGUGAUGAAUUUCCUAUGAUUCUGGUUGGUAACAAAGCAGAUCUGGAUCAUCAAAGACAGGUAACACAAGAAGAAGGCCAGCAAUUAGCACGACAGCUUAAAGUAACGUAUAUGGAAGCCUCAGCAAAAAUGCGAUUGAAUGUAGACCAAGCCUUUCAUGAGCUUGUCAGAGUAAUAAGAAAAUUUCAAGAACAAGAGUGCCCUCCUUCACCAGAACCAACACGGAAAGAAAAAGAUAAGAGAGGCUGUCAUUGUGUCAUUUUUUAAGAAUCCCAUGAAUCAAGCUAUCAGCUGCCAGAUUAAUUUUUCUUUCCACCAUUUUGCAUCACUUUGGGUAUGUCUAGCCUUUUGUGCCAUGUUCUAUAAAUGGCUACCAAAAUAGCCUUAGUCCAAGAAGCUGGCUGAAUACAGUCCUAGAAGACAACUAGUCAUCUCAGGGCAGACUUCAAAGCAAAACACUAAGGCUGCUUCUUUAAAAUCACAUUUCCUAUUUUUGCUCCCUUUAAGAGCUUGCACCUUGUGGAAUUUUAUUCAUAAAGGAGAUGAAACAAAACCUUAGAGGACAAGGUGUUCAAGUGAAACAUAAAAGUUGUCUAUGUUAAUUUAUUUUUCACUUCUGACAUUCUUUAGCUACUAUCAAGGAGACCUCUAAUCACAGUGUAAAGUGUAUUUAAUAAAAAAGUGUAGUGGCUUUUUGCCCUUCAGUUAAAUUAGAGUUCAACUAGCCUUGAGAAACCAACACUGAAUUUCUUUGUCAGCAAAAAUGUUUCACCUCUUGUUUAUGCUUCAGCUUUUUUUCCAGUGGCCAAAAGUCUGCUUACUGUAUUUUAUGGAUCUAGAAUAGCUACAGGAUUAUUAUUACUACUAUUAUAAUGUGGCCAAAUACCUGGGCUCAUUCUGGACUAGCCAUUUCAGUUUGUUAGAAAAAUUUCACAUUAUUGUUGGGGGAAAAAUUUUCCUGUGUCUUCCUUUGAUGUAUUUCUGGGUAAGGGAUUCAAGAAAACUAAAAUUGUAGCUGUUUGUUUCAUGUAAUAUAAAAAGAUGGAUUUGAUCUUUCCAAUGUCAGAUGAUUAAAUGUUUUUGCUA
Chelonoidis abingdonii (Abingdon island giant tortoise) is the source of this 1454-nucleotide messenger RNA. RefSeq names its product RAS related 2 (gene RRAS2). Gene Ontology annotation, cellular component: membrane. Lineage: Eukaryota; Metazoa; Chordata; Testudines; Testudinidae. The record is from RefSeq and is a predicted model, not a curated record. Gene Ontology annotation, molecular function: GTP binding; GTPase activity. Gene Ontology annotation, biological process: signal transduction.